GUGGGCGCCGGCUCGCCCUCGGCGCGGCACUGGAAGCGCACGUCGUCGCCCGCGGCCGCCGUGACAUGCUGCAGCCGCCGCUCGCGGAUCUUGGGCUUGCGGCACACGAAGUACUCGAAGAGCACCGAGUCCGGCAGGUUGCGCAGCGCGUCGCCGCGGACCUCGGCUGGGGUGGCGCAGGCCGGCAGGCGGCCGUCGAAAUUGAGGGUCUUGCGGCGCUGCACGAUCCAGAGCAGGCGACAGUCGCAGGCCAGCGGGUUCCCAUCCACACGCAGCGUCUCCAGCGUGUUGACCGAGUGGAAAGUGCUCUCCUCCAGCGUGGACAGCAGGUUGUUAGAGAGGUUGAGCAGGCGGAUCUGCCGCAGCCCCAGGAAGGCCUGCGGCUCCACCACGGCCAGCAGGGCCCCAGCCAGGUGCAGCUCACGCAGGCGCACCAGGUCGCGGAAGGACCCUCGCGGCACCGUGCUGAUGGGGUUGUGCGAGAGAUUGAGGCAGGUGAGGUGGGCCUGGUGGCGCAGGGCGGCGGCCGGCACGGCGGUGAUGUUGGUGUGCGUGACGGACAGCGAGGUCAGGUUGAGCCCCCUCAGGCUGCCGGCGGCCACCUCCUCCAGCAGGGGCCAGUUGUCGAUCUCCAGGUGCAGCAGGCCCGGGAGCCGCUGGAAGUUCUGGUCCUCCAGGGCGGCGAUGGCCAGGUGCCGCAGCCGCAGGGCGCCCAGGCCCCGCAGGUGGCCCAGCGACUCGCCCGACAGCGCCGUCAGGUUGCAGCGCUCCAGGGUCAGCUCCUCAAGCGCCAGCAGCCCCGCGAAGGCCCGGCGCGAGAUGAACACCAGGUCGUUGUCGCCCAUCUCCAGCCGGCGGAGGCUGCGCAGGUCCUGGAAGGUGUAGUCCAGGAGGAUGACCAGCUUGUUCUCGCUCAGGUCCAGCAGCGUGAGGUUGUCCAGGCCCGGCUCGGCAAAGACCCAGGCUGUAGAUUCUCAUCUGCAAAACAGCGGUGUGGCCAGCUCCAGCCUUCCUGGGCCCUUUCGGGAAUUUUAAGUGAGCAUUAACACACACAGAGCCCUGAGUAACUUAAUGCCAGAGGUGAACCAUACGUCACUGGGGGGAGAGUUUGUAUUUUGCAGGUGUCAUCAAUUUAAGAUGAGGUCAUACUGGAGCAGGGUGGGCCCUGAUCCAAUGACUGGUGUCCUUAUAAAAGGGGAAAUUUUGAUGCAGACACUCAGGGAAGGUGGCCACGUGACAACAAAGGCAGAGACUGGAGUGAUGCAUCUAUAGGCCAAGGGACACCAAAGAGUGCCAGUAACCAUCAGAACCUGGAAAAAGCAGGCAAGGAUCCACGCCUAGAAUCUCUGGAGGAAGCACAGCCCUGCUGACACCUUGAUUUUGAACGUCUGGCCUCCAGAACAGAGAGAAGAACUUUCUGUUGUUUUAAGCCGCCAUGUUUGUGGUAUUUCAUCGUGGCAGCUACGAGACCUAACGGAAUAUCCACGGAUCCGUAAGAAAAACUCACACGUGGGAGCAGGGUGAACAAGGAGGUUUGCUGCAGGGUCGUUCGGAACCGCAAAAACUGGGACUCACCUAGAUAUCCAUCAAUAGGGGAUCAGAGGCAGGAGAGGGUCCUGGCAGUUCAUUCAGCUAGAAUUCAAAAUACGGCUCUGUUUUUGCUGGACCUGUUUUCAUCGUCACCUGCAGAGAUCCUGUAACAAACACUGGUCUCCUCUCAUUCGUUGAUUCCGUCCGUCAGUCAGUCAACAAACAUCUACUGUGCCAGGCAUUUUCCACGUGCUGAGGACACACAGUGCGUGAGACAAAGGGGUCAGCUUUCUUGGAGCCCACGGAUAAUAAAAGAGGUGGCCUGUGAGUACGGCAUGGUACACGUGGUGUCCGAGACCGGGGGCUCCAAAGGCAAAGACUACUGCAUCCUCUACAACCCGCAGUGGGCCCACCUGCCGCUCGACCUCAGCAAAGCAUCUCUUCUGCAGGUGCGGGACUGGACGACCUCCGUGCUCUGCUCUCCGGCCGACCUCCCUGCCAAAGGCUUCAGUAACCAGAUCCCCCUGGUGGCGCGGGGGAACUGCACCUUCUACGAGAAAGUGCGGCUGGCCCAGGGCAGCGGGGCGCGCGGGCUGCUCAUCAUCAGCAAGGAGACGCUGGUCCCCCCAGGAGGCAACAAGACGCAGUACGACGAGAUCGGCAUUCCCGUGGCCCUGCUCAGCUACAAAGACAUGCUGGACAUUUUCGAGACUUUCGGCCGGGUGGUACGGGCAGCACUGUACGCCCCCAAGGAGCCCAUGCUGGACUAUAACAUGGUCAUCAUCUUCAUCAUGGCUGUGGGCACCGUUGCCCUCGGGGGCUACUGGGCCGGGAGCCGGGACGUGAGGAAGAGGUACAUGAAACACAAGCGGGACGACGGGCCCGAGAAGCACGAGGACGAGGCUGUGGACGUGACGCCCGUCAUGAUCUGCGUGUUUGUGGUCAUGUGCUGCUCCAUGCUGGUGCUGCUCUACCACUUCUACGACCAGCUCGUCUACGUCAUCAUCGGCAUCUUCUGCCUGGCCUCCUCCACGGGCCUCUACAGCUGCCUGUCGCCGCUCCUCCAGAGGCUGCCGUUCUGCAGAUGCAGGGUCCCUGACAACAGCCUGCCCUACUUCCACAAGCGCCCUCAGGUCCGCAUGCUGCUCCUGGCGCUGCUGUGCGUGGCCGUCAGUGUGGUGUGGGGCGUCUUCCGGAACGAGGACCAGUGGGCUUGGAUCCUUCAGGACGCGCUGGGCAUUGCCUUCUGCCUCUACACCUUGAAAACCAUCCGCCUCCCCACGUUCAAGGCCUGUACGCUGCUGCUGCUGGUGCUGUUCAUCUACGACGUGUUCUUCGUGUUCAUCACGCCCUUCCUGACCAAGAGUGGGAACAGCAUCAUGGUGGAGGUGGCAACCGGGCCGUCAGACUCGGCCACCCACGAGAAGCUCCCCAUGGUGCUGAAGGUGCCCAGACUCAACGCCUCGCCGCUGGCCCUGUGUGACCGGCCCUUCUCCCUCCUGGGCUUCGGGGACAUCCUGGUCCCAGGGCUGCUCGUGGCCUACUGCCACCGCUUCGACAUCCAGGUGCAGUCCUCCAGGGUCUACUUCGUGGCCUGCACCAUCGCCUACGGCAUCGGUCUCCUGGUGACGUUCAUGGCGCUGGCCCUCAUGCAGCGCGGCCAGCCUGCCCUCCUCUACCUGGUGCCCUGCACGCUCGUCACCAGCUGCGCCCUGGCGCUCUGGCGCAGGGAGCUGGGCAUGUUCUGGACGGGCAGCGGCUUUGCGAAGGACCUACCUCAGUCGCCGUGGGCGCCAGCCUCUGCCGAGGGCCCGCAGCCCCAGGCGGACUCCGACGCAGCCCCCUCCCAGCAGCCUCCCGGCCAAGAAGCGGCCCCGUCCCCUCCGCCCGCGGAGCAGCCCCCAGAGUCGUCCGCGCCCGAGGAGAGCGGGGCCGGCGCGCCCCCCCAGAAGCCCGGGAGUCCGGCAGGCCUCGCCCCCGGCCCCUCGGCCUAGGGGAGGGCGCAGACUCGGCCCCCGCGCCCAGGGACUGGACCCGCGCGGCCCCCAACUUGGUGCUCUGGCCUGGCCGAUGCGCACGUCCUGCUCCAGCCCGGCCACACCCCGGACCCCAGCCCUGCUCCGAGCUCGCGUGG
Molecule: messenger RNA, 3664 nt
Organism: Globicephala melas (long-finned pilot whale)
Lineage: Eukaryota; Metazoa; Chordata; Mammalia; Artiodactyla; Delphinidae
Gene: SPPL2B
Product: signal peptide peptidase like 2B
Biological process (GO): membrane protein proteolysis
Cellular component (GO): Golgi-associated vesicle membrane; cytoplasmic side of endoplasmic reticulum membrane; lumenal side of endoplasmic reticulum membrane
Molecular function (GO): aspartic endopeptidase activity, intramembrane cleaving
Source: RefSeq, a predicted model, not a curated record